Molecule: messenger RNA, 1743 nt
Organism: Fonsecaea multimorphosa CBS 102226
Lineage: Eukaryota; Fungi; Ascomycota; Eurotiomycetes; Chaetothyriales; Herpotrichiellaceae
Exons: 7
Coding region: 1-1743 (580 amino acids)
Source: RefSeq, a predicted model, not a curated record
AUGACUGAGCCCACUGCAGAUUUCAAUACACUGACCUUGUCAGUGGACCAGAAGGAUGGCGUAAAUGGAAGCCUCGAGUCACGGAAACGCGCUAAGAGUCAAUACGUCGUCUCUCAGGACCACAUCCACAAGAAACGCCCACUCCGCAUUAUCUGUAUUGGCGCCGGUAUCGCAGGAAUUGCGGCCGCAUAUAAGUAUCAGCGACGACUCAAGGAGGUUGCAUUCACCAUUUACGAGAAGAACCACGAUGUUGGCGGGACUUGGCUGGAGAAUCGAUACCCUGGAUGUGCGUGCGACAUACCUGCACACGGAUACACGUAUUCUUGGGAAGGAAAUCCCGAGUGGUCACGAUUCUAUGCAGAAGCUCCCGAGAUUCACGCCUAUUUCAAAGGAUGUGCAGUCAAAUGGGACUGUAUGAAGUACAUCAAAUUGGGCCACAGAGUCAUUCGAGCAGAGUGGUCUUCCUCUGAUUCCGUCUGGGAGGUUACUGCUGAAGUUCUCGAGACUGGUGCUACAAUCCGCGAUCGCUGCGAUGUGCUGCUCAGUGCCACGGGAGUUCUAAACAACUGGAAAUGGCCUGCGAUAGACGGCCUCCACGACUUCAAAGGCAAACUGCUCCAUUCUGCUCGGUGGGAUGAUUCAUAUGAUUUCAAGGAUAAAACUGUUGCAGUCAUUGGUGCCGGUUCCUCUGCUAUUCAGAUUGUACCAACUCUUACUCCAAAGGUCCGCAGGAUGAUCAACUUUAUUCGAUCUCCAACCUGGAUAACACCCGAGUUUAGCCAAUCCCUGGCUACAGAAGGCCGGGACACUAAAUUCUCAGCGGAGCAAAUUGAGCGUUUCAAAAAUGACAAAAAACACUUUCUCCAAUACCGGAAACUUGUCCAAAACACUGGCAGUUCCAAUUUUGGGACAUUCUACAAGGGCUCACCCCGCCAGCUCGAAGCUUUCAAGAACUUCUCCGCAAUGAUGAAGAAAAGACUCAACGACGACGAAGCUCUGGCUGCCCAGUUCAUUCCAAAGUUUCCGGUGGGGUGCCGUAGGUAUACGCCUGGAAGCGGGUAUCUGGAGUCUCUCGUGGCCAAUAAUGCCCAGGUGGUUAUGGACGAAAUCGAUCACAUUGAUUCCGAGGGACUUGUCACGAAGGACGGUAGCCAUCAUACCGUUGACACCAUCAUCUGCGCCACGGGCUUCGACACCUCUUUCAGACCAGCAUUUCCAGUCAUCGGACGGCAGGGCCGAGAUCUCGCAGAAUACUGGAGUGAGGAGCCUCUGCACUACAUGUCGAUUGCAGUCCCAGGCUUCCCCAACUACUUUAUUGUCGGAGGCCCCAACAGUCCCAUUGCAAGUGGAUCCCUGAUCUCCGGACUCGAGGUGGAGAUCGACUACGCUUACAGCUGUGUUGAGAAGAUGCAGACCGAGAACAUCCUUUCGAUGGAAGUCAAAGAGGAAGCGAUGCAGGAUUUCAUCGAGCACCGGAACGAGUCGAUGAAGGCGUACGUCUGGAGCGGCGAAUGCCGGAGCUGGUACAAAAAUGGAAAACUGGAAGGCCCCGUCAUAGGGCCGUGGCCCGGCUCGUCCUGGCACUUCAACGAGGCACUGGCAAAGCCCCGGUUUGAGGACUACAAUCUAAAUUACGUGCGACGCAACAGAUUUGCUUAUCUCGGGUAUGGCCGAACGCUGCGAGAAGAGCUGGGACAAAGCACUGCGGAGCAUUUGACAGAGGAAGGGAUCGUGGACACGUGA